AGGCACACAGGCCCAGGUCUGUAGGCCACAGCAGCUGCAGUCCUGAAAGGCUGCAACGUCCCGACCUCCAGGAGAGACCAGGCCCAGGAUGCCUCGCCUGUUUUUUUUCCACCUGCUAGGAGUCUGUUUACUACUGAACCAAUUUUCCAGAGCGGUCGCGGAUUCAUGGAUGGACGAAGUUAUUAAAUUAUGCGGCCGCGAAUUAGUUCGCGCGCAGAUUGCCAUUUGCGGCAUGAGCUCCUUGGGCAAAAGGUCUCUGAGCCAGGAAGAUGCUCCUCAGACACCUAGACCAGUGGCAGGUGAUUUUAUUCAAACAGUCUCGCUGGGAAUCUCACCGGACGGAGGGAAAGCGCUGAGAACAGGAAGCUGCUUCACCCGAGAGUUCCUUGGUGCCCUUUCCAAAUUGUGCCAUCCUUCAUCAACAAAGAUACAGAAACCAUAAAUAUGAUGUCAGAAUUUGUUGCUAAUUUGCCACAGGAGCUGAAGUUAACCCUGUCUGAGAUGCAGCCAGCAUUACCACAGCUACAACAAUAUGUACCUGUAUUAAAAGAUUCCAGUCUUCUCUUUGAAGAAUUUAAGAAACUUAUUCGCAAUAGACAAAGUGAAGCCGCAGACAGCACUCCUUCAGAAUUAAAAUACUUAGGCUUGGAUACUCAUUCUCGAAAAAAGAGACAACUCUACAGUGCAUUGGCUAAUAAAUGUUGCCAUGUUGGUUGUACCAAAAGAUCUCUUGCUAGAUUUUGCUGAGAUGAAGCUAAUUGUGCACAUCUCGUAUAAUAUUCACACAUAUUCUUGAUGACAUUUCACUGAUGCUUCUAUCAGGUCCCAUCAAUUCUUAGAAUAUCUAAGAAUCUUUGUUAGAUGUUAGGUCCCAUCAAUUCUUAGAAUAUCUAAACAUCUUUGUUGAUGUUUAGAUUUUUUUAUUUGAUGUGUAAGAAAAUGUUCUUUGUGUGAGUAAAUGACACUUUUUUUUGCUGAAAAGCCUUUUUGUCUUUUUAUUAACAGCAUGAUUAUGUUGUGUUAUUCUUUUUAAUGCUGUUAACUUAAAAUUACAAUAAAACCUCUACCGCUUUAACCAUACGUAGUAACAAUACAGUUGUUACAAUACCUAACACCAUAUAGUAGUAACAAUACCUAACACCAGUUACAUGAAAUGGACCAAAAUGUUUUAUUGAUAUUAACUCUUAGAUUGGAUAUAGAUAAAGCCAUAAAACUUGAACUUUCCUAAUAGAUUACAAAAGGUUUUUGUGUCAUAUUGAAAUACUCAUUGCAAACAAUCGGAUUGGACACUAAACCAAUGUAAUUUAGUUAAGACCAUAUAAGCUCAAACGCUUUUUUUUUCCUUUUUAAUUUCCUUUUUUUCUAGUAUAGUCUGAAGGGAACUCAAGUACUUUUCAAGCUAGGGUUCUGUUCUCAGUUCCAGUGUCUAAGAAACUUAAAAGUAAAUUAUUUUUUAAGGAGAAAAAGGAAUAGACGUAAUAUAGAACAGAACAAACAAGUCCAUAUCAUAUAUUACAGAAGAAAUAGUAUAAUGAAGGAACAUAAUUUAUGUUCAUUUCUUUAGAAUUUACAAACUAUUUCUGUAAGCAAAAUUACUGAAAUAGUAUGAACACUUGUUAGAAAAGUAAACUGACAUAGUUAUCAACUUAGUAUUUUACUGGUUCUGUCUUUUUUUUUUCUUUUUUAAAAAUUAUACUUUAAGUUCUUGGUUCCAUGUGCAGAAUGUGCAGGUUUGUUACAUAGAUAUACAUGUUCCAUGGUGGUUUGCUUCACCCAUCAACCCAUCACCUACAGUAGGUAUUUCUCCAAUGCUAUCCCUCCCCUAGCCCCCCACCCCCAAACAGGCCACGGUGUGUGAUAUUCCCCUCCCUGUGUCCAUGUGUUCUCAUUGUUCAACUCCCAUUUAUGAGUGAGAACAUGUGGUGUUUGGUUUUCUGAUCUUGUGAUAGUUUGCUGAGAAUGAUGGUUUCCAGCUUCAUCCAUGACCCUGCAAAGGACAUAAACUCAUCCUUUUUUAUGGCUGCAUAGUAUUCCAUGGUGUAUAUGUGCCACAUUUUCUUAAUCCAGUCUACCGUUGAUGGACAUUUGGGUUGGUUCCAAGUCUUUGCUAUUGUGAAUAGUGAUGCAAUAAACACAUGUGCAAAUGUC
Messenger RNA from Pan troglodytes (chimpanzee), 2148 nucleotides. It is a transcript of the gene RLN2, whose product is annotated as relaxin 2. The transcript is spliced from 3 exons. Lineage: Eukaryota; Metazoa; Chordata; Mammalia; Primates; Hominidae. The coding region runs from base 89 to 442 and encodes 117 amino acids. Gene Ontology annotation, cellular component: extracellular region. Gene Ontology annotation, molecular function: hormone activity. The record is from RefSeq and is a predicted model, not a curated record.